Molecule: messenger RNA, 649 nt
Organism: Bombus pascuorum
Lineage: Eukaryota; Metazoa; Arthropoda; Insecta; Hymenoptera; Apidae
Gene: mRpS18A
Product: large ribosomal subunit protein mL66
Exons: 4
Coding region: 129-605 (158 amino acids)
Biological process (GO): mitochondrial translation
Cellular component (GO): ribosome; mitochondrial small ribosomal subunit
Molecular function (GO): structural constituent of ribosome; small ribosomal subunit rRNA binding
Source: RefSeq, a predicted model, not a curated record
UAUCUCUAUAACAAAAUAAUUACUGAUUUAUAAUAAUGCUACACAGUUAAUAAUUUUUGUAUGCUAUAACGAAGUACAUACAGUUUUUUUUAUACGAUAGCGCAGAUCACCUUGUAAAUAUUGUUAAAAUGGCUACGCUAUAUCGCGUCUUAAAUUACUUAGGAAAAAAUAUAUUAUCGAUAGGACAGAAUAGAAAUAUAUCGUUAUCUUCAACAACGCGUAUUAAGGAAAUCAUAGAAAAGAAAGAAGGAAACACAUUAACUAUUGAAGCCGUGAUUAAACCAGACCCAUAUGAAGGGCGGUUCUUAAAACCUAAAAACGGUGCAUGUCCUAUUUGUUCUUCUGGUCUUAACAUUAAACAUACAGAUGUACUUAUCCUAAAUCAAUUUGUUAGAUCAGAUGGAUGCAUAUUACCACGUAGGAUUACAGGUCUUUGCAAGAUGCAACAAAAGAGAAUUAGUUCAUUGAUCAUAAUGGCUCAAUAUGCAGGAUUAAUGCAAAGGAGAGCUCCUGGAGGUGGUUUACUUCAUCCUUUACAAAGAAGGAAAUGGAAAAAAUUUAAUAGCUACUACUGUGAAAGAACUAUUAAAGCUAGAUAUAAGUAAUAGUUUACAAACAGUAUAAUAAAUGAUUGAACAAUAUUAUAGUA